AUGGCCACUUCCAAUUUCUACUCCGCCGAGCCUGCGCUCCCCGUUCUGGCCGAUACGCUGCUCUCUCCCUCGCCAACACCCAAACCACCACAAUCCAAGAACUCUUGGAGUCUCCAGCACGACCUGGAAAAUGGCAUCCACCCCAAUUCCAGCAUAUUGCGCCCCGGCGUCAUCAUCGGCUUCUCCAGAAUAAGAGCGAAAAGCCCCGAGAAUGAUGAAUAUAUUGGCCAGAUCCCGCGACACUUGCUCACAACACACCUGCGCUCCAGACAAGCCUCACCAGACCCAAGCGCAUUCAUUAUCCACCCAAACACGUCCAGCGCCUUUGCUGCACGUACUCUACUUAAUGAUCUCCUAUCACCACAUCCCUCUCACUCAGCAAAUGGUUUAUCCAAAGAUGAAGCAAUCCAGCGCCUCGACUCGGUCCACUUACUCCCGGUGCACGAUUUUGCUGGCGCGGCACAGGCCAUCAGUAAAGUCUCGAACGAGUUGCAGGAGAUGCACUCGCGACGACUAGCGGAUGACCAGACGAACCGAAUAGCCCCGGAUCCCCGGGCGGUACUUCUCAUCGUCGUCGGCCUCGACACUCUCGCCGAGGGAGUUAUUCGCGCUUCGAAUCCGAUCAAGGGCGCUGCUCUGCUGGCUGGUGCGUUGCGCACGCUUACUCGCUUGUCUCGUGCGUGUGAAUCUUCUCUUUCUGUCCUACUUGUUAAUACCCACGGUCUGGGAUCGAUGUAUUCGGGGGCAGAUGGGAAAGCAGCAUCAAGCACGCACCUCCAAGCAGAUACACGAGAUGAUCAGCUCCAUUCAAUUUUUCACCCAACUGGCCCGUCUCUGCUGUCUAAUCUGCUCGCGAAGACCCUGGACCAAGGAAUUGAUACCCAUCUCCUGCUGUCGGAUGUCAAGGGGGCGCAAGUGGUAGAGGUGAUCAAGGAUAGGGCCGGGAGUGGUGUAGGGAAAUGGAGUGUCUGGAUUCAGGGCUGCUAG
Penicillium lagena is the source of this 987-nucleotide messenger RNA. RefSeq lists its product as uncharacterized. The record is from RefSeq and is a predicted model, not a curated record. The transcript has a single exon. Bases 1 to 987 code for a protein of 328 amino acids. NCBI's taxonomy places the organism in Eukaryota, Fungi, Ascomycota, Eurotiomycetes, Eurotiales, Aspergillaceae.